AUGUCUCUUGAUUGUUUUCAACAACCAUCACGUCGUAAUUGUCGUACGAUUCAACAUGCUGAACAAUAUAAAAAUCGAUCAGCAAUAUUACCAUGUCACAUAAUAGAAGUUAAUCAAAAUGAAGGAAAUAAUUUACUAAUAUCAAAUAAAAAUGAAAAUAAGAAUAAAUUUAAUGGAUUAAUAUUAUCAGAUUCAAUGUAUAUUGAUAAAAAUUACAAAAAAUUUAAUCAAUUACUUAAAAAUUUAUCUAAUGAAAUGAAUUUUGAAAUUAUUAAUGCUAAUCUACAACAUCAACAUAUGCAUCAAGAUGGUCUACAUCCAUCAAUAACAUCAGAUAAAAAUGACCACUUACCAACAAAUAUAGAUUAUUCUGUACAAUUAAACCAAAAUAAAAAUCAUUACAAUAAAUCUAAAAUAUAUCAGCAAAUAAAUCAACAACAACAACAACAAGAUAUAACUAACAACCUUUUAUCAAUAAAAUCAAAAAUUAAGAAAAAUAAUUAUAGAAACAAUAUUAAUAAUAAUGAUAAUAAUAAUAUAUGUAAUAAUUAUACAAUAAACGAACAAAUACCAAGUAAGACCCUAAUCAAUCAGUAUCCACAUUUUUUAAGACAUAAAGCACAAUUUGAACGAAAGACUAGCAUACCUACAGACUUAGAAAAAGCAGAAAAAUGGAAGAUCUAUAUUACAGCAGCAGCAACUAAGAAAAAAAUAGUUGAACAAAUUGAACAAAUGGAAACAAUAUUAGAAGAAAAUAAUAGAAUACCAAUUACUCGUCCAUCACCAACAGGUUUAGCAGAUCGACCAGUUUCAUUAGAUUUUAAUGAUUAUAAAGAAAUUUUUGAAGAAUGGUUACCAGAACCAAUGCCAAGACAAAAACAAGAAUUAGGACAUCGACGAGAUGAUCCACCUACACCACCACUACCAAGACAACCUCCUCUAAUUAUACCAAGAAAAACAUUGCCACCAAGAGACAAGAAUGCCCCAAUAGUUGGAGGAUCACUUCAAUCAUCACCAAUCUCAACUAAUAGCAAUGAGAAUAAUAGAAAACAACAAUAUUCUUUCAACACAUUACUCCCAUUAGAAAAACAUAUUGAAAUAGAACAACCAGAAAUGCGAUCACCAAUUCAAAAAACAACUAAAGAACCCUCAAUUAUGAUAUCACCCCUACAAAGUUCAACACCAGCACCAUUAGUAAGAUCACCUUCAGUUGUAUCAAAGAACAAUAAUAUCAUCCUACAUAGUUCAUAUAAUUUUGAGAUCAUACCUAUUGAAUAUCAAAUGAGGGGAAAAGCUAUAAGAGAGAUCAAUCAUGCAGCAACACCAGCACAACAACAACAUAUAAGAACUUUACAAGAGAAAUUCAUGAGAACAUUAGAUCUUAAAUUGCAACUAGAUAAAUUAGAAAUGAGAUUCAUGCAAAACAUGCCGCCACCAUCUUUGAAUAUAUUUGACAAAUUACAACUUUAUGCAAAAGAAUUAAAACCAGAUAAUAACUAUUUAAAUCCCCUUCGAGAACAAUGGAAGAACAUACUUCGAAGAACAAAACUAGAUUUAACCACACUUAUGAGACAAGCAAAAGUUGUAGAAUUAGAACAAGCUCAUAAAGAAUACGAAGAAUUAUUAAAAGAACUUCCAGAAAAUUAUCGCGAACCAUAUGAUACUCUAAAUCAUGUAACACGAAUAAGACAUAAUCAAUUUGCAAAGAGAAAACUGAAUUUUUUAGAGAAAAGAGCGUGCACAAUGAACAUAAACUAUUAUCCGUUUCAAAAUAGAAUGUCCGUCGCUGUUUUUUGAAUAUCUCCAGUCAGGAACAAGCUAGAGACCUGCAGUUUUCACCAGUCAAAAGAGGAGACUAAGGGACAUCUUUCUCUCCAAUAAUGUGUAAGAGAAAUUCCUUUUAAAACUAAUUAUUCUCGAAAAACAUGUAAAAGAAGGUAUGAAAAUUACCUGUCAUCUAGAUAAAAGUUUGAUUUUGUCCUUUGAUUUAGAUAGAGGGACUUCAGAUCUAUAGUUCAAGAUAUAAUACGCUUCCUUUCUUUUCAUCACAUUUCCAUCGCAAUGUCGAGCUAUUAUGACAAAAAGUGAGAAAGGACGUGGGACGAUAAGGCCAUUUUUCUCCCCAAAAAAUUUUUAGGAAAAAACCAUAUGGGGAUAACAAGUAAGCUAUGGGCAACAACAUGGGCAUAGUCAUUUGCCUUGCUUUGACAUCGAGGUUUUUGAGACCUGCACCCCCCUAUAGGUUUUCUGAAAAACUUUUUGUCUCUGAUUCGACUGAAACGCAUGCCAUAAUAUAGAGUCAAGGACGCUGAUCACGAAUAUCACCUUGGUUUUCGUGUAAACCUUUUUGGUAAGCCAGAGAAGGAGAAUAUCUUCAGAUUUGGGUUUUUAGCAGAAAAAAGGUUUUCGAGCGUCUGCAGAUCUUGUCCAUCAUUCGAAGUUUUUGGAAACACGUCGAAAAUAGGUAAUCGAGUAUUCUCUAUCUAAUGGUGUGCAAAUCGUGAGAUUUCAUCGUAUUGGAUAGUCUACAUGAUUAAAUGACGAGCAGAAUUGUGUAGAAAUCAUGGUGUGCUCCUCCUGUUUGAGCACUAUUGCUUCACUAUUUGACUUUGUCGCCUUCUCGAACUUGUGCAGAACAAUGCAGUUUUUCAUGCUCUAUCCAAAUAUGUGCUUGGUUAAGAAAAAAAAGUUGUCUUUUUUAGCAAAAAUCCAAUAAAAUUCUUCAAAAUCAUCAUUUUUUGGGUUUUCGUCUGAUAUUUAAUAGUUUUCGAUAAGAAAAAUUACAAUUUGACUUAAAAGAAUAUAAUAUUCUCAAUCAGCAUCAAAAGAUGAGUGGAUCUAUG
Rotaria sp. Silwood1 is the source of this 2843-nucleotide messenger RNA. The record is from the annotation of a GenBank genome assembly. NCBI's taxonomy places the organism in Eukaryota, Metazoa, Rotifera, Eurotatoria, Philodinida, Philodinidae.